Molecule: messenger RNA, 903 nt
Organism: Aspergillus bombycis
Lineage: Eukaryota; Fungi; Ascomycota; Eurotiomycetes; Eurotiales; Aspergillaceae
Product: arabinan endo-1,5-alpha-L-arabinosidase
Exons: 5
Coding region: 1-903 (300 amino acids)
Biological process (GO): carbohydrate metabolic process
Molecular function (GO): arabinan endo-1,5-alpha-L-arabinosidase activity
Source: RefSeq, a predicted model, not a curated record
AUGUAUCUCCAAUCUUCUCUUGCAUUAGCCCUACUACGGGUUGCGGUGGUUCAUGGUUACGCUAACCCGGGGGCUUGCUCUGGUGCCUGCAAUAUCCAUGACCCUGCCUUAAUCCAGAAUGACGAUGGAACGUACUAUCGCUUUUCUACAGGAAAUAACAUCUCCUUUGCCUCUGCUUCAUCUAUUGAAGGCCCAUGGACAGCUCUUGGGUCUGUAUUGCCUGGUGGGUCCUCGAUUGAAAAUUCCGGGAGGCACCUGACGUGCAGAAGCCAAGAAUCUGCCAUCGGUCUCGCAACCUCCGAAACCAUGGAGGAAGGUACCUGGACCGACCAGGGCUCAAUCGGGGUUACAUCUACCACGGGUAACCAAUACAACGCCAUCGACGCCAACCUCCUGGUUGACGGCUCUGCCAACUACCUGACCUUUGGCUCAUUCUGGCAAGACAUCUUCCAAGUCACACUGAACGGAGACGCCACGUCUUCGACGUCAACGCCGGUUAAUGUUGCUUUCGAUCCAGCUGAUACACACCCAGUCGAGGGUGCAUAUCUGUACAAAUACGGAGAUUAUUACUAUCUGUUCUACUCCUGGGGAACGUGCUGUGGGUAUGACCAGACUAUGCCUGCUGCAGGACAGGAGUAUAAGAUCAAGGUUUGUCGGUCGAACGUGUGGCUAAUGAUGCAGGUUGAUGCGAACGGCGUUGCGUGCACGGAUGGCGGUGGUACCGUCGUUCUCGAGAGCCAUGAUAAUGUCUAUGGACCUGGUGGACAGGGUGUCUACACCGACCCGAGCCUUGGCCCUGUUCUCUACUAUCACUAUGUUGAUACGACUAUCGGGUAUGGUGACUCCCAGAAGCUAUUCGGAUGGAACGCCAUCGACUUCUCGAGCGGAUGGCCUUCUGUCUAA